UGAUAUCAAAUGUCAAACGGCCAUUUUGCGGCUUCGUAAAAGAACGCCGCUUUCAUUGUUGAUUACUAUUAUCGUAUUCGCUAAAUCUCUUUUUCUGUUUCAUUAAAAUCCUUAGAAAGCAAGAAGGUAAGAAUGUACAACAGGCAAGCACCGAAGAAUCCCUACAAAGUGAACGAUUUUCAGUCGAACAUGGCCAGGGGAGGCAUGCGAGGUAGAGGUGGAAUGAACAGGGGCGGAAUGAGUGGAAGGCCCCCGUACAAAGUGAAGAUGUUCUUGCCGAGACACCCUUUCGAUUUAGCACUUUGCGAAUCGUCGUUUCCUAGAUGCAAACCGGCACCUGAUGAUACAGCCUUUACGCAGGCACUGUUAAAGCGAAACGCCGAUUUGUCUCCAACGCCGGCUGAGCAAACUGCUAUCCUGAACCUUGUAACGAAGAUUCAGACUGUUUUGGAUAAUCUUGUUGUCGCACCCGGUAACUUUGAUGCUUGUCAAUUGGAUGAAGUCAGGCAAGUUGGUAGUUUCAAGAAGGGUACGAUGGUUGUUGGACACAACGUUGCUGAUAUUGUGGUUAUUUUGAAGACACUACCCACAAGGGAGGCAGUUGAAGCAUUGGGGAACAAGGUUAGAGAUGAUCUCAGGAAUCUCAUGAAGAAUGAGAUUGUUGCAAAAGGAGAGCAACUAAGUCACGUUACCAACGAGCGCGGCAUCGAAAUCAGCAAUUCCUUCGCUUGCGUGCGGGUCAUGGUGACCACUCUGCCCCACAACAUCCGUAAGCUGGACCCAGAGAUCCAUUUGGAUCAGAAAAUCAUGAUGAGCCACUUGGCCGCGAUACGUCACAUCAGAUGGUUCGAGGAAAACGCUCAUCAUUCGUCGAUCAAAGUCUUGAUCAGACUUUUGAGAGAUGUAAAGAAUAGAUUCGACGGAUUUGAGCCUCUGACACCGUGGAUGCUCGAUCUGUUAGCACAUUUCGCUAUAAUGAACAAUCCUAGCAGACAAGCGUUGCCUUUGAACGUCGCUUUCAGAAGGGUGUUUCAACUGUUGUCUGCAGGAUUGUUCCUACCAGGAUCUGCGGGAAUCACGGAUCCUUGCGAAGGCGUGAGCAUGAGGAUACAUACAGCCAUGACUUUGGAGCAACAGGAUGUUGGUUGCCUUACAGCGCAGACGCUGUUGAGGGUCCUGGCGCAUGGCGGGUACAAGCAUAUCCUUGGGUUGGAAGGAAACGCGUCUAUAGCGACAGAAAUGUCAGUUUGGGAUGGCGUGGUGGUGUCCCCAUUGGACAAGGCAUACGAGAAUCCCCCAGAGAAGAAAGAGGGGGAGGAAGAUGAUGAAGACAUGGAAGCAGAUGCCGAUGAGAGUAUGGAAACGCAAGAGUCUUGAAGGCGGUAGAUAUGUGGAUAUUGAGCGUGAUUUUACAGUAUUUUUCAUUUUGAAAGUGGUUAUGAUUUCAAAGUAUGCAUAAAAUAUUGUAAUGUGAAUAGUGUCAAGAUUGUGUUGUUGGUUCUGAUUGUGAGAAUAAACCUUUUUUUAUGAUUUA
Acanthoscelides obtectus is the source of this 1534-nucleotide messenger RNA. Lineage: Eukaryota; Metazoa; Arthropoda; Insecta; Coleoptera; Chrysomelidae. The record is from the annotation of a GenBank genome assembly.